Molecule: messenger RNA, 1023 nt
Organism: Spodoptera littoralis (African cotton leafworm)
Lineage: Eukaryota; Metazoa; Arthropoda; Insecta; Lepidoptera; Noctuidae
Source: the annotation of a GenBank genome assembly
AUGAAAGCAUUGAAUGUAACUAAGUGUUCUACGAAAAAAAGUAGUGAAUUUGUUCAAAGGCAUAUACUGAAUGGAUUGAUUGUUCAUCCUGAGUUACCUGAUUGGCAUUGGCAUCAGUAUAAGUCCGUCCAUAAAAAGGCGUAUGCGACACCUCAUCACGAACUAGAGGCUCUAACGAAAUGGCUUGACAAUCUAUACUUAGUGGCUCAACACAACCGUGACUUUUUGCUGGGAAAACAGUCGUACUCACUGCAUCUUAACUUAUUUGGAGAUCUGGAUGUAAAGGAGUAUUUCGACAAAUUUUUGAAAUUAUUUCGCACGAUCCCGCUCUUCGAUCCUGCAGAAGAUAGGCACAAGACUGCAUACCGCAACAGUUUACAUAAUGCUGUACCUAAAUCUUUUGAUUGGCGAAGUAAAGGCUUCAAACCUAAAUUGGAACAGCAGCAUGAGUGUGGCGCAUGCUACGCAUUUGCUGUUGCCCACGCGCUGCAAGCCCAGCUCUAUAGGCGGCACGGGUUUUGGGGAGAACUUAGUCCUCAGCAGAUUAUAGACUGUAGCUCCAAGGAUGGUAACGCGGGUUGUGAUGGAGGCUCGCUGCGCGGUGCGCUCCGGUAUGCCGCUAGAGAGGGUCUGAUCACAGAGUCACAAUACCCGUAUGUUGGGAAGGACAGUACGUGUAAAUACAAUAAGUUCCUCGUAAGAGUCCGUGCUCGGAGAUGGGCGACACUACCCUAUGGAGAUGAGGAGGCGGUGGAACGCGCCCUAGCUACUGUCGGACCUCUAGCCGUGGCUGUCAACGCUGCACCGUUUACCUUCCAACUUUACAGGAGCGGCAUCUACGAUGACCUAUUCUGCACAUCCUGGCAACUGAACCAUGCGAUGCUACUGGUGGGUUAUACGCCGGACUACUGGAUCCUUCUCAACUGGUGGGGCAAGAACUGGGGAGAGAACGGAUAUAUGAGGAUCCGAAGAGGUUUGAACAGAUGUGGUGUCACAAACUUGGCGACUUAUGUGGAGUUAUGA